GUAGAAGAGUGGGUGUUGUAGUUCACGGAGGGCAGUAAGCUAGUCUGACUACCGGAGACUCGAACCGCUGCUUUAGAUUCGAGGAUAAACCGGCGGCUCAAGACUUUCCCAAGAAACACCGAUCCUUUCGUUUGUCAUUUAAAUCGAUUGUCGGUGCUGCAAGAUGGAGGCCCACACUUCCUGUCGGCAGCUGUCCAGGAAGAGGAGGAGAGAGGGCUCAAACGGGGAGGCCGAGGAGAGAGACAGAGCUGUUAAAGUCCCAAGAUGCACUGUGGGGUUGAAGCAUCCUGCUCCGUUUGCUGAUGAGCUGGAGCCGGCAGACAGUAAGCCCUACCAGAGAGUCAGCAUGGAGGAGGCCAAGCGAGGCACCCCACCUGAUAGGCCGGUGAGGGUGUACGCAGAUGGCAUCUUCGAUGUGUUCCACUCCGGCCACGCCCGCGCCCUCAUGCAGGCCAAGGGCCUGUUCCCCAACACACACCUCAUCGUAGGAGUGUGUAGUGACGACCUGACACACCAGUUUAAGGGCUUUACGGUGAUGAACGAAGACGAGCGCUAUGAUGCUGUUAGCCACUGUCGCUACAUAGACGAGGUGGUGAGGAACGCACCCUGGACCCUCUCCCCAGAGUUCCUGGCCAAGCACCGGAUCGACUUUGUUGCCCAUGACGACAUCCCAUACUCCUCAGCGGGAAGUGACGACGUUUACAAGCACAUCAAAGAGGCGGGCAUGUUCGCUCCCACCCAGCGGACAGAGGGCAUCUCCACCUCUGACAUCAUCACGCGGAUCGUACGAGACUACGAUGUGUACGUCAGACGCAACCUGCAGCGGGGUUACACCGCCAAGGAGCUGAACGUCAGCUUCAUUAACGAGAAGAAGUACCACCUGCAGGAGCGGGUGGACAAGGUGAAGAGGAAGGUGAAAGAUGUUGAGGAGAAGAGCAAGGAGUUCGUCCAGAAGGUGGAGGAGAAGAGUAUCGACCUCAUUCAGAAGUGGGAGGAGAAAUCUCGGGAGUUCAUCGGCAACUUCCUGCAGAUGUUUGGUCCAGAGGGGGCGCUGAAACACAUGUUGAAGGAGGGUCGAGGGCGUAUGCUCCAGGCCAUCAGCCCCAGGCAGAGCCCUAACAGCAGCCCCACCAGGGAGGAGCGCUCCCCCUCCCCCUCCUUCCGCCUCCCCUUCUUCACCAAGACCUCCCCCCCUCCCUCCCCCCCCUCCCACCACGUCGCCCGUGGUUACCCCAUCAGCGAGGAUGACGAUGACGAAGACGAGGAUUAAAGAGGGAGGGGCUCCUCUCUCUGUCCUAGCCCUCUGUUGCCGGUAGCAACGCCAUAGAUUCUCCAAUCGCAAGCCAGUUUGUUGGAUUAUGCCUGUAGAGCUCAUCCAAUCAUGGGCCAGUUGUUUGUUAAUAGUGUUCCCCUGAUCGUUUUUUGUUGUUCCGUUGUUACCACAGCAACCAGAGCCAGUCGCUUCACAUGGAUCGCACUUGAUUUUAGUUUGUGUUUUAGACACGUUUUAAUUUUUUGUAUGUUUAUUUUAACCACUUGUUAAGUCGGGGGGGUUUUGGGAUUUCACUUCCUGUGUUACUUUCUCACUUCCUACAUGUCAUAUUCUCAGUUACUUCCUGUAAGUUACUUCUUCAUUUACACCUGUAUGUGAUGAUCUCACUCACUUCCUGUUAGGUUUUCUGUCACCCAGAUGUGUGACGAUGUUCUAGAGACUUGUUGAAGCAGGGGAUUGUGGGAUAUGCUGUCUGAGCUCCAGACCAACCCUGGAGGACCACAGCAGAACUCAGCUGUCCAGGGUGUGUCUGUCCAGACCAGCUCUCCCGUGUGUGUGUGUGUUCGUCCACACGCAUGUGUUUGUGAGUGUGUGUGCAUGCAUGCCUCUGGAGAGACUGUCUAACAGGAGGAGAGACUGUCUAAGAGGAAGGUUCUUCUUGAGUUUAGAACCAGAGUCCUGGUCUGUCUGGGUUCAGGGUUCUACAGCUGGGGAGAGAAAGUGGUUGUGUGUGUAUCUGUGUGUGUGUAUAUCUGUAUGAUUUAAACAAAAAAGCGAAUCUCCGAUCGCCUCCUACUAGCCCCUCCUCCCUAUGCACUGUGGAGAUCUGAUAGGACGAGAGAAAUUCUAGGAAGAAUAUUAAAGACGGUAUCAGACGUUCACAGCGGGCGAAUCACGGUUGUUAAGCGACGUGCUAGGCUGAGGGCAUGGCUUGUCCGUCACCAUGGUGAUACAGCGUGAGUGUGUGUUCAUCAGGAAGCUGAAACAAGGGGAGAUUCUUCUUUUAAAGCCGGUAAUCUUGUAACCAUAACGGACGGGAUUCCAUCCGUUUUUAAAUCUCACUGGUCUGAUGUUAUGGAACAUCUGAUCAAUCAGUUCUUCUGACUUACGAGAGUUCCAAAAGUCUGGAUCCUGAAGGAGGAAAUCCUGGAGCAAUUUCAGUUUGAAUCCUGUUCUCUGCCUGGGGAGGGGAGAGCUGUCUAAGACAGUCUGUGAGUGUUAUGGAGAGCCUGAAUGUUCAGGCCAGACGAAUGAUGAGAGAAAAGAACAAAAAACACAAAUGCAACAAAUAAAGAUGUUAAUUACA
Messenger RNA from Osmerus eperlanus (European smelt), 2579 nucleotides. It is a transcript of the gene pcyt1aa, whose product is annotated as phosphate cytidylyltransferase 1A, choline a. Gene Ontology annotation, biological process: CDP-choline pathway. NCBI's taxonomy places the organism in Eukaryota, Metazoa, Chordata, Actinopteri, Osmeriformes, Osmeridae. Gene Ontology annotation, cellular component: endoplasmic reticulum. Gene Ontology annotation, molecular function: phosphatidylcholine binding; choline-phosphate cytidylyltransferase activity. The transcript is spliced from 9 exons. The record is from RefSeq and is a predicted model, not a curated record. The coding region runs from base 164 to 1270 and encodes 368 amino acids.